Manduca sexta (tobacco hornworm) is the source of this 2678-nucleotide messenger RNA. It is a transcript of the gene gsb, whose product is annotated as protein gooseberry. The transcript has 6 exons. The record is from RefSeq and is a predicted model, not a curated record. NCBI's taxonomy places the organism in Eukaryota, Metazoa, Arthropoda, Insecta, Lepidoptera, Sphingidae. Gene Ontology annotation, molecular function: DNA-binding transcription factor activity, RNA polymerase II-specific; RNA polymerase II cis-regulatory region sequence-specific DNA binding. Bases 511 to 1932 code for a protein of 473 amino acids. Gene Ontology annotation, biological process: anatomical structure development; regulation of transcription by RNA polymerase II.
UCGACAUCGCAUUGAAGAAGAAAAUUUGAAAACAGACCUACAAGAAAUUUACUAGCUCUGGUUGGCAGCCUUUAAAAGUCAUCUAGCUUGAUAAUGAAUCAGGAUUUUGCUUCAUUACCCUAGAAAUAAAUGAUCAGUACGAGCAAUUCGACGCCGGCGAUGCGCUAGCUCAUGCAAACAAUCGGCUGAUAGAAAGAGACAGACAAUCGGUUGAAGCUGUGCCGAAGGCUGUGGAGGCGGCCAGUUUGACCAUUUUUUGUUGGACCGCUGAUUGUGAAAGAUUACACUUGAGAGUUGAAAUACAUCUUUACAUCACACGUCAGUGGGCACUGAGCUGUCUUCAAAGUAACACGGAUUAGAUACACGCAGUUUUUCCUUACGUAAUUAUGUCUACGUUUAUGCUGUGAUAGUGAAAGACUGAAAUAGUGACAGUCCGGGACUUUUGCAUGUGUUUGAACGUAUUCUUGCGCUUGGAGUAAAUUAGUAUCCUGAUUUAAGUUUUCGGCGUCCAUGGCUGUGUCAACAUUGAAUAUGACACCAUACUUCACCGGGUACUCCUUCCAAGGUCAGGGUCGUAUGAACCAGUUGGGUGGAGUUUUUAUAAAUGGAAGGCCUCUGCCUAACCACAUCAGGCUGAAGAUUGUUGAAAUGGCUGCAGCGGGGGUGAGACCUUGCGUCAUCUCUCGGCAGCUUCGCGUCUCUCAUGGCUGCGUCUCCAAGAUCCUGAAUCGAUAUCAAGAAACUGGGUCGAUCCGGCCUGGUGUGAUUGGGGGAUCAAAGCCGCGAGUAGCGACUCCUGAGGUUGAGAACAGGAUCGAAGAGCUGAAGAGACAAAACCCAGGUAUAUUCUCCUGGGAAAUUAGAGAUAAACUAAUAAAGGAAGGCAUAUGUGAUAAAAACACAGCACCGUCAGUCAGUUCCAUUUCGAGACUCAUAAGAGGAGGCAAAAGGGACGAAUCAGAUCCUAGAAGAAAUCACAGCAUUGAUGGUAUUCUAGGUCCAUCGUCUUGUGAAGACUCAGAUACGGAGUCGGAGCCGGGAAUCCCACUAAAAAGAAAGCAAAGGAGAUCAAGAACCACUUUCUCCGGAGACCAGCUUGAAGCCUUGGAGCGUGCCUUCACUAGAACGCAGUACCCUGAUGUUUACACCAGAGAAGAAUUAGCUCAGAAGACCAAACUCACCGAAGCUAGAGUUCAGGUUUGGUUCUCCAACCGAAGAGCUCGUCUGCGCAAACAACUGAAUUCACAACAACUCAGUGCCUUCAAUACUAUGUCCCUACAAUCCGCUUUCCCAUCCGUCCACCAACAAUAUGAACCUCCAUCGACGUUCAAUGCCCAAUGUGCUUCUUGGCAACAAUCUUAUUCCUCUGCUUUAGGAACAAGUUCAGUACUAAAUUCAGCGUUAGCUCCCUCCCUUCACCAAUCUGCGUUAACUGCUCCUUCUGUCUGUCAGUCCGCUCUUGCAGCUUCGUCCUUACAUCCCCCAACAUCGACGUCAUUUACAUCAGGAAACUUGACGCCUCUAUCUCACUCCUCUGACCUUGCAACGCCGCUUCAACCGUCCACCGAUGCGACACCACCAAGUUCUAGCCCCACAUCUACAAGUCCUUCGGCCAACCAGACCAGUGCAAUCACUUAUCAGCAUUCUACGUAUGGAAAUACGAAUGAGCCAGUAUCGCACCCGUAUGGAUAUGGCGAUUACUCGAAACAAGAACACGCGAUGUCAGCACAUAACCACUGGACCUCGAGGCAACUCAGCGCGCAUCCUCAGAACAAAUUAGCCGAAGUCGGCGCUUGGCCAGAAAAUUACAGUUCGUUCUUUGGCACGAAUGCAUCUCACUACGCUUCGCACGCUCACUCACCGACCGAAGCGAAGUCUGGCUAUCCUUACUUAGGACAACUUGGCGGAAUGGACAUGGGUAGAGUACAUUAGAAGAUUGAACUUUUAUGACAUAAAUACUUCGGAUACCCAUUUUUAUAUACAUUUAAAGUAUAAUAUACACAGUGAUGCAUAUCGUAUGUGCCUUCUUUACAAAAUGUUCGCUAUAAAAAGUAUUCGUAAAAAGUUUAUUAAAGUCACUUAUCAACCAAGACUUAGUUAGUCUUAUCAUUGUGUUAUAUUAUGUGAGUCAUAAUUAAAUAGAUUUAAUAUUAUUCUUCGUCGUAUUAUUCGCGGUUCCUGAAUUGUAAAUUAAUUAUAGGGUCGAAAUUUAUCAUAUAUUUUAGUUGUAGCGUGUUAUUACAUUUCAUAAGUUGUUAAAUAUUGUAUUUUAAUGAGUGAAAAGUUUAGAUAUAUCGAUAACAUUGUAAAAAAUAAGCAAAUUAAAACUCUAUACUCUGGGUGCAAUUGCCAAAUGGUUUCGACAAUCUUAAUUUGCUUUAAAGACGUAAUUACUUUUUUGUGAACGAACUAUUUUCUGAACGAAUUCAAUUAUAGCCUGAGAACUGUUUCAAUGUGGAAAAAAUAAAUUAUAUUGUCAGUGUAUCCAACAGGGAACUAACAUUUUGGCAAUUGUACUAAACAUAUUUUGAUCUUGUGAACACGCCUUAAAUGAAGUUGUGAUUUUUUAAUAAAAUAUUGUAUUUAUUUUAUAGGUACUAUAUUGUAAUUUAGCAAUAAUUUAGUUAAGCACUUUGUAAUAUAACAAUUUAGCCCAAAUAAAUGCUAAAUCAUUUGAA